This is a messenger RNA of Chondrus crispus (carragheen), 1680 nucleotides long. RefSeq lists its product as hypothetical. NCBI's taxonomy places the organism in Eukaryota, Rhodophyta, Florideophyceae, Gigartinales, Gigartinaceae. The coding region runs from base 1 to 1680 and encodes 559 amino acids. The record is from RefSeq and is a predicted model, not a curated record. The transcript has a single exon.
AUGGAACGUCUCAUAUAUCAUAUGCUUGCUUGCUCCUGCUUUGUGCCUUGUGAUGAGAGGCAUCCUACAGUCCUGCAGAAAGAGCACUAUCACUGUGUUUUACAGAAAUCUUACAUGUUCACACCUCGUCUGUGGGAACAUCGUAUUCCAAGGCCAGCAACAUUGUCCGCAGCAAGCGUAUCGCAUUGCUGCCUUUCUUCAGAUCCCGUUUGUACCGGCCCCAUUACCGUCCAUUUUUUGUACUGUAUGCCAAGCUUCAGAACAUCUUUGUCCGAAAGCGUGCGCAAUGAUGAAGGCGUAUCAAAAAUACCUCAUCAUCAUUGCACACGUUGGAAACGCCACAUCUUCCGCGCUUGUGGGUUUCACUUGCGCUGCAUACGAACCCUUCCCUGGUCCCCCGCCACGCCCUCUCCUUAUUCUCUGCGGCCCCGGUAUAUAAUUGGCGACGACAAUGUUUUCCUUUGUAUCUCGGUUCUCAAACUGCAAUACGCCUAUACUGGUGAACCGAUGAUGAAGCGCACCCCCUUUUUCAUGGCAAUAUUGUCUUUUCUGCUCGUCUUGUCUCGAACUCAAGCCGACCGAUCUGAUACUACUACUCUUCUUAUCAAGAGCCAGAUUUCGAAGAAUCAGGCUCGACUUCACCCGUUGUCUCGGAUAUCCCACUCAAAGCUUAAGCUGAAAAGAGCCUUCACAUUGCGUUCUGGUGAUGUUGGUGGAGUGCAAGUUCGAGCAGGCCUGACGGGUGACGAAUGCUCUCCGGACCAAGGCUGUGUCGGAUCAAGAGAAUGCACUGAUGGAGAAGGUGAAGAAAAUUUUCCAUGUUCAAACGAAAGUGACAAUUGCCUCUGCAACCCGGAAGAGGGAUUCCAAAGCUGCGAAUACAGUUAUGAGUGUGUAGAAGGGGAACUCUGCGCUUCCAUUCGCAAAGGGAGCCCAUUCUGCUUAAGUAAGGCCUUCGUCGCCAACAACACCGCUACCGUUCAAACCGAUGGAUUCACCCUCGAUGAGUGUGAAGCUUCUUCUCAGUGCAUUGCCCCCCGCAUAUGCGAGUUUAAGCUGGACAAUGACGAGUUCAAAGAAUGUAACUAUAAUCGUGACGAGCUCUGCAAUUGCUUUGCAACGCUACCGACCGAGUGUGAAGCAGACGCUGAUUGUCCGGAUAGAGCAGAAAUAUGUGCCGAAAGAACCGAUUUGGAAAUAGGGAUGUUUCUUUGCAUCUCAAAAGACAGCGUGCGAAGAUUGUCAUUUUGGAGACCAGCUCCAACCAGUGCGAUCAGUUCACCGACUCCAACCAGUGCGACCGGUUUACCAUCAACAAACCCAGUCGGCACGGUGCCGCCACAGUGGGAUUGCAUCGAUGUAAGAGCUCUGUCACAUCUCAGUGAAGAGGAUCUCGUCUUCAAAACUCAUUUCGUGGCACCGGUUCUAUGCGAUUCGAACGAUAGUUGCGCGACUCCAGCGCACGUCGUGAUGCAUGACAGAAGGCCGAUGAUGAUGAGGAGCUACUGCGCAACUGUGGGAUGUACAAAGAAAAACAUGUACGUGAACAGCCCCAAGUAUUAUCGCAGGCUUGUUGUCAAGUCUAAGACGCCGGGGCUACACUUUACUGUUUUUGCGGCAAGGUACGGGACUCGCCUUGAGGAGGUUGUGAUUUCGUCUGUAUUGCGACUUGGCUUCUAG